AUGACAAAAAAAGAUCUUGAAAAAAGAGAAGAAGUUACAGGUAGAGUUAAGCAUAAAGAGAAACUGAGGAAACAUGAAGCAGAAAGAAAUUGGGAUGGAGAGAAACGAAGCGGUAAGAAAAAGCGACGUCGGAUUGGGCACCCCCGAAAUGAUGAUAAUGAUGAUGAAAUAAGGGAAUCAAAUGAAAAGUGGAAAAAACAAGAAAAGAAAGAAAAGAAAGAAAAGAAAGAAAAGAAAGAAAAGAAAGAAAAGAAAGAAAAGAGAGAAAAGAAAGACAAAUGUGUAGCCCCCGUGAGACGUCAAACACGCAGCAGAAGCAGAAGUUGUGACACGGACACAUAUAAGAACCAUGCGAGAAAGACGAAGGAAACAAGUAAUAUAUCAUACAAUGCAUUUGAUUAUUUCAAUAAAGAUAUUUCAAGCAACAAAUUAUUGCCCAGUUAUCUUAUAGAAGAAAAACUCAAAUACGAAAAGGAUGUUUUCGAGAAGGCAUAUGGACUAUCCCUUGGGGACAGUACCAUUCAUUUUGAUAAUUUUCUUUUUGAUCAAAAUGAUAAAAAGGAGAAAAUAAAAAUAAAAAAAAAGGAUGAUGAUGGUAAUCAGAAAAGUAACAAUAGCCACUAUGAGUGUUAUAGUUGUAAAGCCAAAAAUGUGUACGCAAAUGUGCAAUGCUACAAGUGUAAAAAAUUGAGGAAGUUAUAA
Messenger RNA from Plasmodium gonderi, 702 nucleotides. RefSeq names its product conserved Plasmodium protein, unknown function. The transcript has a single exon. Bases 1 to 702 code for a protein of 233 amino acids. NCBI's taxonomy places the organism in Eukaryota, Apicomplexa, Aconoidasida, Haemosporida, Plasmodiidae. The record is from RefSeq and is a predicted model, not a curated record.